Messenger RNA from Penicillium psychrosexuale, 1014 nucleotides. RefSeq lists its product as uncharacterized. The record is from RefSeq and is a predicted model, not a curated record. The coding region runs from base 1 to 1014 and encodes 337 amino acids. The transcript has a single exon. NCBI's taxonomy places the organism in Eukaryota, Fungi, Ascomycota, Eurotiomycetes, Eurotiales, Aspergillaceae.
AUGAACUUCCAACAAGCCCUAUACGACCUUUCUGGCAAAUUCCAGCUUGACGCGGUCGGUUUAGUAGCUCUGGUGGAUCUUCAGAGUAUCGCCAAAUGGACUGCUAUCACUGGUACUUCAUCCCUCACGGAUAUCCUUUUUCUGGCACCCGGCAUGCACAGACAGUCCUCAGCCCCUAGUCUUAGUGGCGGAGAAUUAGCUUUGACGUCAGGAUACGUCUUUCGGAUUGAGAAUGAAGCCACGGUGCACUUUUUGCAAAGUGUCGGAAAAACGGGUAAUCUACUCAACCUAGUCGUGGACUUGCCGCCGACUACCAUAAAGGAGAAGUUGAGAUGCUUGAUCGAAAGCCCUGGUAAGACUCCACUCUUCCUCUAUGCAAUUGGUCAGAUCUUGACAGUCGCUGUGAUUAUCAUCCUUGCAUUGUUGGAAGACUGGUGGGCCCUGGUGACACUUGCCAUGUGGAUGUCUGCUCGAAUCUGCAACACCUGGUCUAUCAAAAGGCGGAGUCACAUUGGCUGGAAAGGCAAGACAGAGCCCGGGGCGAACGGUGAUCUUCUCAUUCUACUCACUCAAGAUCGAUGGAUUCGUCUUCGGGGCACAGUCGAUGACUUGAAGGCCGUUACUUCCGGGCAAUGGCUCCGAGACAAAACUUUGCUUGACGAGCUACUCAUCACCUUCUCGACACUCAUGGUAUAUUGGUCCGCUGUCAUAUCGGGAAAUUCAUCCAUAACGGGUAGCCUGUGUCUCCUUUGUCUGAUGCUUGUAUCGGCGGGGCUAUUGGAAUUAUGUACGGGAUUAUCAAAGGGUUUCCGAAUGUAUGGGCGUAUGCUUAGGGUGGUUGGAAAGUCGACCUCUUACACACGGAGACUAGACUUGGCGGAGGAGCUCAUUCAAGAGACAGGAAGGGAUGGCUGGGCAAUUGGCCUCGGCAUGAUAUUGAAACCCACCGGUCGAGGCGAGGGACCUGUUCUUCUCUGUUCAACUGUUGACUAUCAAGCUAUGUCGAGUAUCUGA